AAAACCGGUUGCAUCUCUUUCCUCAUUGAGAAAAAACAGGAUUUAAAAUUAUUUGAGAAACACUUCGAUGGUCCAUUUUGGCGAGAUAUUUGGUAUUUAAAAACAAGAUAUCAUUUAACAAGGUUACUAUAAUCGCUUCGUUAAGAAGCGAACGAAGACGCCCGAGAUGUCGGCAAGUGCCGUAUAUGUGUUAGAUCUCAAAGGCAAGGUGCUGAUCUGCCGUAACUACCGCGGCGAUGUGGACAUGUCUGAGAUCGAGCACUUCAUGACCCUGCUAAUGGAUAAGGAGGAGGAGGGCACACUCUCGCCCAUCCUGGCCCACGGAGCAGUGCGUUUCAUGUGGAUCAAGCACAACAACCUCUACCUUGUUGCUACGUCGAAAAAGAAUGCUUGUGUUUCACUGGUCUUCUCCUUCCUCUACAAGAUUGUGCAGGUGUUCUCAGAGUACUUCAAGGAGCUGGAGGAGGAGAGCAUCAGGGAUAACUUUGUCAUCAUCUACGAGCUGCUGGACGAGCUCAUGGACUUUGGCUACCCGCAGACCACAGACAGCAAAAUCCUGCAGGAAUACAUCACUCAGGAGGGGCACAAGCUGGACACGGGGGCUCCCCGCCCCCCCGCCACUGUCACCAACGCCGUCUCCUGGAGGUCAGAGGGCAUCAAGUACAGGAAGAACGAGGUGUUCCUGGACGUCAUCGAGUCGGUCAACCUGCUGGUGAGCGCCAAUGGCAACGUGCUCCGCAGCGAGAUCGUGGGCUCCAUCAAAAUGCGCGUGUUCCUGUCCGGCAUGCCAGAACUGCGUCUGGGCCUCAACGACAAGGUUCUCUUUGAGAACACUGGCCGUGGUAAGAGUAAGUCCGUGGAGCUUGAGGAUGUGAAGUUCCACCAGUGUGUGCGUCUGUCUCGCUUUGAGAACGACCGCACCAUCUCCUUCAUCCCACCUGACGGCGAGUUUGAGCUCAUGUCGUAUCGACUCAACACGCACGUGAAGCCUCUGAUCUGGAUUGAGUCUGUGAUUGAGAAACACUCCCAUAGCAGAAUCGAGUACAUGAUCAAGGCGAAGAGCCAGUUUAAGAGGCGCUCGACCGCCAACAAUGUCGAGAUCCACAUUCCCGUGCCCACCGAUGCCGACUCGCCCAAGUUCAAGACCACGGUGGGCAGCGUGAAGUGGGUACCAGAGAACAGUGAGAUUGUUUGGUCCAUCAAGUCCUUCCCUGGUGGGAAGGAGUACCUGAUGCGGGCUCACUUUGGCCUGCCCAGUGUGGAGGCUGAGGAUAAGGAGGGGAAGCCGCCCAUCAGCGUGAAGUUUGAGAUCCCCUACUUCACCACCUCUGGCAUCCAGGUGCGUUACCUGAAGAUCAUUGAGAAAAGUGGUUACCAGGCCUUACCGUGGGUGCGCUACAUCACCCAGAAUGGGGACUACCAGCUCAGGACCCAGUAGAGGAGAGAUGCGGAUCACCGUCCCUCAUUCAUCAUCAAGGGCCGUCAACAAAAAGAGAAUGAGAGAGAGAGAGAGAGAGAGAGAGAGAGAGAGAGAGAGAGAGAGAGAGAGAGAGAGAGAGAACCCCCAGUCCCAGUUUUUCCACGGACCACCAGUGUCUUUAUUGUGAGUGCGUGUGUGUGUGUGUGUGUGUGCGUGUGUGCGUGUCUGGCUGUGUGAGAGAGAAAGUAGGGGUGAGCAUGUCUGUGUGAGUCAGAUCAUGUUCAUUUCAGAAUCAAUGCAAAACAAGAGGUUUACUUAAACAAACAAACAAACAACAAAAACCCCAUCUUAAUCUCCGCUGCAAACCCACUAGCAGGCCAGUUGUUCAUGAAGGAGGGGGGACUAUUUGACGGUUAAAGAAAUCACACAUAGCUUGGCCAAAACCUCCGUUAUGUUAUAUUAGUCACUAACAUGACCGUCUUUGUAGGUUAGCUGUUACAGAGAAGCUGUGUGUAGGGAGGUCAACAAGUCAUUUCCGCUCGCACGCUCAGUCAUCAUCAGUGUCAUUGAAAGGUCAAUAUUUUUUCAGUAUUUUUUAUUUUUUGUAAUCAGUAUUUUUACCCAACCAUAUUCUACAGUAUGUCAAACAGUUUCAGUGUUGGUAUUUAUUGUUUCUUUUGUGUUUGUGUUUUUUUUUUUCUUGUCCGUAUUCAAUUCAGUAUUGCCAGGACUGUAUUGAAGGUGAAUGUUCAAACCACUGUUGCUGUUUUAGUCUUCAGUUUACAGCGAGGUGGAGAGACGUCAUGACUGUCUACACUUAGAAUGCUGUUAGUCCGAUGUUUGUUCGCUUUAGAGCUCUUUGUGCCAUGUCGAAGCAGGUUAUCGCUUUGCUUAAGCUAGCACUUAAUCUUUCACUCCUAUCAACAGGCCUGCAUGUAAUAUUUGAUGCCAUUCUUAUGAUUUGACCAUGGAUAAAAAGUUGUACGCUUUUUUAUGUUCUAUGAAAUGACACUUAGUAAGCCAAAAGAAAAAUACAAUAAAGUUCGCAGUGUUGCCAUGAUUUAACUCCCCUUUUUAAAGAUGGCCAUGAGUGGAAGUUUUAGGGUACAGUGCUGUCAGUUAAAUUCCUAUAAACUUCCUCCCACAUCUCUCAAACAGUGAUCUGUCUUUACUCUGGAAAUCAUAUAAAGUACCUCUUUUGAAAACAA
This is a messenger RNA of Alosa sapidissima (American shad), 2628 nucleotides long. It is a transcript of the gene ap1m1, whose product is annotated as adaptor related protein complex 1 subunit mu 1. The coding region runs from base 167 to 1438 and encodes 423 amino acids. The transcript is spliced from 12 exons. Lineage: Eukaryota; Metazoa; Chordata; Actinopteri; Clupeiformes; Clupeidae. The record is from RefSeq and is a predicted model, not a curated record. Gene Ontology annotation, molecular function: clathrin-cargo adaptor activity. Gene Ontology annotation, cellular component: clathrin adaptor complex; clathrin-coated vesicle. Gene Ontology annotation, biological process: intracellular protein transport; vesicle-mediated transport.